Molecule: messenger RNA, 5183 nt
Organism: Toxorhynchites rutilus septentrionalis
Lineage: Eukaryota; Metazoa; Arthropoda; Insecta; Diptera; Culicidae
Gene: sigmar
Product: tumor necrosis factor alpha-induced protein 8-like protein
Exons: 4
Coding region: 1238-1888 (216 amino acids)
Biological process (GO): regulation of apoptotic process
Cellular component (GO): cytoplasm
Source: RefSeq, a predicted model, not a curated record
UACGACCUUUCCGAGUGGAUGUAUUUUCUUUUCGCUUGAAGACCCAGAAAACAGCAGCUGACUGAAGUGUGAAAGAUUCCCGUCGCUGAUGUGUGUACCGCAAGUGUGUGAUCAUUACUACAAUAUACAUCACACAACAUUUAAGCAAGAGGUUCUCAACUGAUUCCGUUCGUAGGGUUGGGUAACUCCGACCAUCUAUGGGAGGCAAAUAAUCAAGGAACCAACAAGUUGCCGCAAACGACCUUCCUCACCAACGGCAUAACGGAUGGAUUGUUCAGACUCCGAGCUCGAUAUCUGAUUAAUUUAAUUCAGAUGAUUGAAGAUUGUUGCAGUGCGAUUGACGGAAACCGGUGGGUACAGGGAGCAGAGCGAGGCGGUGUACAUUACCUCAAUUGCGAGUGAGUUGUGUUGUUUUGGAGAAAAGUGGUAGACACGUCGUCGUCUUCGUCAUCAUCAACACGGCGCGCAAGUAGUAAACAGUGGCGGUGUGCUGUGUUUGUGUCGCUUUGUGCAAUUUAGCUCCCCCUGGUUCUCGUGCAAUGACGAAAAUGUUUAAUUUAUGAUUUGUCGUAAUAGUGGGUUGCUACGAUACCCCAAAAAGUAACACCGAAAACGAGAGCGAAUGUCACCGAGGUCGUAACGUGCAUUCAGCUAAGGAAAAAAGGGGUUAGCACGAGUGAUGAAGAUUUCCGAAAUUAUCUCGCUCGUUGAAGAGGGGUAUCGGAUGAGAGUGGAGUGAGCGGAUAGUCGAGAUAGUCGUAUAAUACAACGCACACAGUAAGUGAUAUAAGAUCUGGGAAGAAAACAAAACAAAACAAGAAGGCCGUGUGUUUAUAUGUGUGAACGAAUUGAUUGUCAGCACUGAUAACAAAAGUCGACAGGUGAUAGCCUCUGAGACAUUUAAAAUGGCAAAAAGUUAAGAAGUGCAAAAAAAAUUGGGGAUUGCAAUGAAUUCAUUAUCCUAGGGGGAAAGUCGAACGUAGAUUGAAGAGAGGGUGUAUGUGUAUAAUUAGGUAUUGCUUCAUCGAUCCCUUAGGGGUGGUGCAAAUAUUGGAAAACACCUCAAGGUGUCAACGACAAGAGACGGUGAGAGCGAAGGACAUUGGCUGCUGCUGCUGAGAGGAGCAGCGGUGAACAGGACACAACUGAUUUUUCACCAUUUUAUCAGAGCGCCCAACGAAAUUCGUCACGAUAACGAGACCUAACCGAUAGCGCAUCAAUACGUAUAUACAGCGCUAUGAGUGCUGCCGCCAAUAUAUUGGAGCUACAGACGUGGAUAGUGUAUCAGCGGAUCGCAGUGGAAUGUGCGAAUUGUUUUUUUAUGACCGACAAUGCCUUCAAAGCGAAAGAUAUUGGCCUACGGGCCCAGAAGAAGAUUCUGUCCCGAAUGGCUACCAAAAAUGUGGCCAAAGUGUUCAUCGAUGGUACAACCGCCUCACUGCUGGACAACGUCUACCGGCUAGCCAAGACACAUUCCGGUAGCAAAAAGGAUGCCGAAAAACUAGUUAAGAACGUCAUCAAAAUAGUCAUAAAGAUUGCCGUCCUCAACCGCAACGGCCAGUUCACCGCUGAUGAGCUGAAGCUGGCGGACCGAUUCCGAGCCAAGUUCCAAACGCUCCAGAUGGCCAUCAUCUCGUUCUAUGAGGUGGACUACAGCUUCGAUCUGAACUAUUUGCUCAAAUCACUGCAGGAGGUGCACAGGCUACUGAAGAGCUGCGUCGAGCGGCAUCUGACAGACAAAUCGAUUGGCCGAAUCGACGAAGUGUUUGAAUUUUUCAGCGAUCCAUCGCUGCUGGAGACGUGCUUCCGGCAAGAGUCGCCAUACCGGGAUAUCAUGGAUAAGAUUAUUGCCGACCUGAACAAGGCGAUGGAAAAUGGGGACAUUUAAUGCUGCAGAGCAUCGUUUGGUUGCCGUAAAAUAAUGUAAUACAUAGAGCUUUCUUCGACACACACACACACACACACUCACAAUUAGAAAUUGAAUAGCGCUUGUGCAUCUUUGGAUUAAAUCGUGUAACUGUGAAUUUAAUUUGUCAUGUAUAGUCGAUAGUAGAUUAUUGUUCCGGUUAUUUACUGACAUAUCACUGUUUAUGUGGACAAAACAGGACAACUAUUACUAUUUUUAAUUUAUUUAUGCUAAAUUAUAUCAAUUUGUUACGAACCAAUUGUCUGGCCUUUUGCUUGCCAAAUUUGCCUCAGUCAAACGAAGAUUAAAUUACAUAUUAUAAUUAUUACCUUUAUUUGUAAGGCCUAAAAACGGACGUUCUGUCUAUAAGAAUACCAAGCUAGAUUACAAACAAAGAAAGUUUAAGUAGGAGAACAACAGUUGGAAUAACAAAUGUAUCGUAUUGUUUAUACACAGGAAGCAAAUUUAUCACCUCGGACGAGCAUAUUUGACGAAGCAGUAAUUCAGGGGAUUCAUUCCUUCGUGUGAAACUUCAAAUCAUUAAGCAAGGCCUACUAAUACUAAUCACAAACACUGAGUGUUGUCCAACCGAUAUGAUAUUAACCACUUAUUCGAAAAAACAAAAAUUAAUGAAAACUAUCUAAGUCACGCGUGUGGGAUAUUCGAUUUUCUGGUGCUCCAGGGGACAAGUAAACACUCAUAUCAAGACGCGUCGCAAGUAUCUUUAUUCUUGUGCCGUCGUCAUCUACUCACGUAAGAAGUCUCCCGCGCACUUUUACAUGUACUUAAAUAACUAAUGAAAAAAGAACAAAAACGAUUAAUACCAUACAUAUGUACAGUUUACACUAGUCUAGUAACUAUUGAACUGGAGCCGACGGUUGGAUUAGAAAGGCACCCAGCGUAGCAAACGAACAUAUGAAAAUCAACAAAAUCAUUUUUGAACAACUUGAAAACAACACUCACUUAAGGACCAGUCUUUCUGCAACUCACUAGAUUUGUUGCAAGAUAUCAACAGAAUAGUUUUCGUUGAAGAACAAAAAUAUAUAUAUGAAUCGAGAAAGAAGGGCACAGAAAUAGUUAGCUUUUUGUGGUGUCGUUUCCAGUUUUCCAUAAAGUAUUGUUCACUUAGAAUUUUGAAUCAUAAAACAUGUUAUUUUGUACGUUCAACCGUAAGCGCUUGAAUUGCUUCCCCCUAAAACUAAUAAGAAGUUUGGUUUAUGUGAACAUUCAAUCAUUCAUUGUUAGUUUGUUUGCUGAGACCGAAAAGAACCGCCAUUUGCCGGAAAUGUCUAAAAUAUCAAGAAAACUGCGGGAGCAGGGAAGCAACACUACACGAUUUCGUUGAAUAUUUAUAAUAGCGAAACAAGUAAAACGGGCCUGAUCACGAACGUCACUUCACGGUGAAAACGAAAUGAAUUGUAUGCAAUUUGCAUGCAUUUUAUUCCGUUUUCACCGUGAAGUGACGUUUGUAAUCAGGCCCAAGUAAAACAUCAAGUGCAAACAUUGUUCUGCCUUCUGGAAAAAAUAGUUACAAAUGGAUUCGAGUAGAUGAUUGAGGUGAGCUGCGAACUACCCAACAUUCAGCCCUAUUCUGUAAAGGGUGUGUCACAUCAAAUUGCAUCACGGAAAAAACGCUGUAGAAAUUUAAUUUUUAGGAAUUAUAUCUUCAGCUUUCGCUUUAAAAUCAGAUAAGAGUGUAUAGAUCACGUUGGCCAUGCUUCACUGUCAAUUUUUCGUAAAUUUGGAAAAAUGUCGAACGAAAAAGAGCGUCGUGAAUUAAUCCUGUGCACUCAUUUCGAGAAUCAGGAGUUGUCACAUCGGGACAUCGGUAAGAUGCUGGCAAUCGUCCAAUCCACGGUCAGCAGAGUACUAAAACGAUACUUCGAGAGCCUAACCAUCGACCGGAAGGUGAAGGACGGCAAAAAUGGAUGCUCCGUCAGUGAAAAAGAUCACAAGCGCGUAGUUAAGCAGUUUUGACGUGAUCCGAGAAGUUCGGUCCGGGAUGUCGCCAAUAAGCUGAAUUUGUCAAGUUCAUUCGUCCAGCGGACCAAGCAGCGGGAGGGCCUGCGUACAUACAAGGUUCAGAAGGCUCCUAAUCGCGACGAAAGGCAAAACAUGGUGGGGAAGACGCGAGCCCGGAAGCCGUACACCGAAAUGCUGACGAAGCCGCAUUGCCUGGUAAUGGACGACGAAACCUACGUCAAAGCGGACUUUCGUCAGCUGCCGGGCCUGUUGCUCUUCUCCGCAGAGGACAAAUUCAGCGUUCCGGAGGAGAUUCGCAAGCAGAAACUAUCCAAGUUUGCCAAAAAGUACAUGGUGUGGCAAGCGAUCUGCUCUUGCGGAAAGCGGAGCGUCCCCUUCGUGAUGACCGGCACGGUAAACGGGCAGGUUUACCUUAAGGAGUGCCUACAGAAGCGCUUACUACCACUAUUGAAGCAGCACGAGGGCCCGACCAUCUUCUGGCCGGAUCUCGCUUCGUGCCACUAUUCAAAGGACGUGUUGGAGUGGUACGAAGCCAACGGGGUCACCUUCGUGCCAAAGGAAAUGAACCCGCCCAACGCGCCGGAGCUUCGCUCAAUAGAGAAAUAUUGGGCGAUUAUGAAGUAGGCCCUCCGGAAGAACCCAAAAGUUGUCAAAUCGGAGGCGGACUUCAAGAGAAAAUGGAUUUCUGUUCAAAAAAAAACUACAACCUGACGUUGUACAGAACCUUAUGGACGGGGUAAAGAGGAAGGUGCGAGCAUACGGGCUUGGGCUUGAAGUAUGAAUAAAAAAGAAAAGGCCAAAAGUUGUUUAAUAGUUUUUAUUUUACUGUCUAAAAUUUUCAAAAGGAUCGGUCUACUGGGCGAAUUUCUACAGCGUUUUUUCCGUGAUGCAAUUUGAUGUGACACACCCUUUAUUCCGAUGGAUUUCCAUUUCGUUCGGAACCGUUAUUUCGUUCGAGUUAUAAUUCCCUAUUUUGAACGUUUCACCCAUUCAAUUUACAAAGAGAAACAGAUCGAACGAAAUACUGUAAACUCGAACGGAAUACAGAAUGGAAUUUUAUCAAGUCGUACGAAAUAUUUCGAAUCGAUCGAAAUACAGAAUAGGGGUGAUUGUGUUGGUGUAGGAUUACAAUUUUUUUUGCAACGUUGGCAAGGAAUGGGGUCCGCGUUUUUUAUAUUUGCUGUAACUAUUGGCUUUCCAUAUGAUUACAGUGGUGAAAGGGAGAGACGACAACCGAUAAGAGAAGAUGAUAUUUUGAUUGGAGAUCGUAAUAAAGAUGAACUAUUGAAAAGUA